GGAUAAUUAUUUCACAUAUACUUAUACAACUCUUUUCUCUACUACUCAUGUCUUAGACCCUACUUUAGGUCCUAAGACUUACAUCAACCACUUGCUAGUACCACCCUACUUAUCUUGGAACUCUUAUUAAGACUUGCACAACUCUAUCUUAGACUAAACAACACAAUACUCUUUCUCUUACUCACAAUCGGAUGGCCCGAUGGUCUCUUUAUUAUUACAAAAACAACUAUUAUUGGGCUUAACUCCAGCCCAUUAGUCUUCUCAACUUGUGAUGUCACGGUAAGUCUCCAUGAAAAUGUGCUAAUAUCUUUUUAUUUUUAUAUAGUUAAUGUGCCAGUAUGUUUUGACAGUGAUUUCGAGUUUUUUUUUUGGUUUAAAUGGAAUAUACAUAAUUAUGGAAGUUACACCUAAAGACAAAACUAGGUUUAAGAAGAAGAUGUGUCCAUCUUGUUAGAUAAGGCGGAGGUGUCGUCUAUCCAAAACCAUAGCUGCAGGAGGUGUCGUCUAUCCAAAACCAUAGCAAGCAAAGGAUGUUUUGAAUAGUGACAUCGAUAUGUUUGAGAAGAUAGCUAAUGAGUUAAUAAUUCCAUAGGUAAUGAGAUAGUCGAUCGCCACGGUUUAUGGUUGGCCACCUAGCACCUAGUUGCCGACUAGGCAGCUACCUAAACUGUUCUUUGAAAUACUGAAUUUAAAACUAGUUGAUGCACUCUUCAUAUUUUAUGUAAACAAUUGAUUGCAGUAAGUUUUUUUGUAAUAUUGUAUAAACUUUUUCUUAUUUAAAGAUAUACGAUGGACCCACAACGUUUUUCAUGCCAUAGAACAACUAUUAGGUUGGAACAUUAUUAUACAUGUGUUUGCUACUAGCUAGUUGCGUCAUCUUUAUUUUCGUAGAUGAUUCCAAAAAAGUUACAGCCUAAUUAAUAAUGGUUCCAUUCAUAAUCGAGGUAGGAGAUUUGCAUAUCUAUGCGAAUUUGAUUUCUUUAAAAAACACGUCAAUAAUUGAACCACCAAUUUACAAAAAUGGUAUAAAAUACCAACUAAAAUCCCUGAUAAUUGGGUUGUACGACGUCAUCACUAACUUACCCUAUUUAAAGCCCCUCUAGCCUUCUUUGCCUUCUUACACCACCACUAGCUAGAGUGAAGCAAUGGAAUACGAGAGAGACCACAAUACAUCUUCUUCCUCUCCCCCAUCUUUGUGUAAGCAAUUGGCGAGCUCAACUCUCCGGGGAAGCUUUUUAAACAUUCCCGUCGUUGAUCUAAGCGCUUCUGACGAAGAGCUCGUGGUGCGUGCGGUGGUGAAAGCGAGUGAAGAAUGGGGAAUUUUUCAGGUGGUUAACCACGGAAUUCCCACUGAGCUGAUGCAGCAGCUGCAAGUGGUUGGGAAACAGUUUUUCGACCUCCCAGAGGCGGAAAAAGAAGCUGUGGCGAAAGAGGAAGACUUUGAAGGAUACAAGAGGAACUAUCUUGAAGGUAUAAAGGCUUGGGACGAACAUCUGUUUCAUAGAAUCUGGCCACCCUCAUGCAUUAAUUAUAAAUAUUGGUCUAAGAAUCCUCCUCGAUAUAGGGAAGUGAAUGAGGAAUAUACAAGGCAUAUGAAGAAGCUAACAGAGAAAAUUCUUGGUUGGUUAUCAGAGGGACUAGGGUUACCACCUGUGGCGUUGACGAAAAGUUUAGGUGGCGAAAUGGCAGAGUAUGUGAUUAGGGUCAAUUUCUAUCAGCCGUCUCCAAAAUCGGAAUUAGCCUUAGGAGCCGCCGUGCACACCGAUAUAGGUGCAAUCACACUUCUAGUCCCCAAUGAGGUUCCUGGACUUCAAGUCUUCAAGGACGAACAAUGGUUGGAUCUUGAGUAUAUCAACUCCGCUGUGGUUGUUAUCAUUGGCGAUCAACUCAUGAGGAUGAGCAACGGGAGGUACAAAAACGUACUUCAUAGAGCAACACUGGAUAAGGAAAAUUUGAGGAUUUUGUGGCCGGUUUUUGUUGCGCCUAAGCAUGAUUUGUUCGUCGGACCUUUGCCGGAGCUUACUGGAGACGAGAAUCCUCCCAAAUUCGAAACUAUAGUUUAUAAAUACUAUUUGCACCAGACGAUUAGAAACUGGACGCUCGACAAGCUUCCUCUCUAUUGAAAACCCUUGAAACCCCGAAACAAAUAUUCCCUCGAUAAGUGAUAG
Molecule: messenger RNA, 2168 nt
Organism: Arabidopsis lyrata subsp. lyrata
Lineage: Eukaryota; Viridiplantae; Streptophyta; Magnoliopsida; Brassicales; Brassicaceae
Product: probable flavonol synthase 5
Exons: 4
Coding region: 1146-2123 (325 amino acids)
Biological process (GO): response to light stimulus
Molecular function (GO): flavonol synthase activity
Source: RefSeq, a predicted model, not a curated record